AUGAACGCAAAGUUUUGGAAUGACGAGCCUGCUGUUUGGGUGGCGCCUGCGCUGGGCGUUGCGGACCAGCCGUGGUUGGGCUUGUGGCUUGGGGUCAGGCGUGAGCUAGGCAUUGACGGCAUUGAACCUCCGUUACCAACACCUUCGGUCGAUGGAACGGCCAGUCAGGCCGGUGUGUCUACGGCGGAGAUUAGUGCAUGGUUGCGUUUGGUUUUGCCCAGAGACGCCGAGCCUCUAUCUGCCCACUCGCUGAAGAGAACUCUCCUUUCUUAUGCAAAUAAGCGGGGCCUUGGUAAUACGGACAAGUUGAUACUUGGACACCAUUGCCACCAGGGAAAAAUGGCCGAUGUCUAUGGUGAUGACUAUGCGGCAAGACCUCUCCGGUUGCUGGAGGCCUUGUUGUCCGACAUCCGUGACGGAUCCUUUGAUCCUGAUGCAUCACGUGCCGGCCGGUUCACCGGAUUGUCCGAAGCUGAGCUUAAGUCUUCUCCUAAGGCAGCUGAAGUUGUCGAGGAUGACGGUGCUGGGGUUGAGUCCGCUGAUGGGGAGGAGUCUGCAUUGUGCUCGUUCGAACGAGUGUCGGAUCAACCGGGCAUGGAUGCUGCACCUAUAGCAGGACCUUUGCUUGAACAACCUGAUGCAGGGGAGCUCUGUGAACCGGAGGGUUCGGCGGACGUGGAUGCCCUACAGUCCAGCAGCUCUUCCGACUCAGAUUCAUCAUUGUCUUCAACGAGUGACGUCUUGACAGACACGGAUCACCAGGACGCAUCUCGUGUGAUAGGGAUCCCAACGCCAGCAGCGGGGACCCGGUUUUUGGUGCAUAGCAACACAAAAAUGUUGCAUAUGAUUGCCGAUGGCAACUUCAAGGUCAUGCUCUGUGGUCGGAUGGUGCAGGAAGUGCAUCAGGCGGCUACGGACGUCCGUUUUGAUUCUUCGGAUCGUAGUGGCUUUAGCACCAUGGCACUUGUGGACAGCAAAGCGAGCUUCUUGCAACGUUGCACCGAUGUGGGUGCUGCCGACAUUCACACCAGCUUGAAGGGAGAGGGCGUGGAAACCUUCGCACAGUUGGCAUAUGCCUGUGGCACUCCAAAGGAGCCGCCAAGCCAAGCUGCCUUUGACACCUUUGCAACCAAGGUCUUAGGUGCAAAUCCGAAGUUGGGUGACGUUGGGAUGCUUAAGCGGCUCAUGUUUGAGGCGUCCACCUUUGUGGUGGCGGCUCUUCGCCAGAGCGUCAUGGGAGACACUGAGACGCCACGUAAGCUGCCUGUAGCUGAGAAGGCUGCGCGUGCAAUGGCGCAGAAACAGCGGCUCAGUGGCCUUCUCAUUGAACGUGACAUGGUGCCUAGCUAUGCCUUGGUGGACCUUUGCGCGCACAUGUGUGACACGAACACAGUCACUUGGAUUAGCCCUGGGAAGUGCACGUCCCGUGAAUCCGAAAUUCAG
This is a messenger RNA of Symbiodinium pilosum, 1443 nucleotides long. NCBI's taxonomy places the organism in Eukaryota, Dinophyceae, Suessiales, Symbiodiniaceae. The record is from the annotation of a GenBank genome assembly.